Messenger RNA from Stereum hirsutum FP-91666 SS1, 1374 nucleotides. RefSeq names its product PCI-domain-containing protein. The record is from RefSeq and is a predicted model, not a curated record. Gene Ontology annotation, biological process: ubiquitin-dependent protein catabolic process. Gene Ontology annotation, molecular function: protein binding; structural molecule activity. Gene Ontology annotation, cellular component: proteasome regulatory particle, lid subcomplex. The coding region runs from base 9 to 1298 and encodes 429 amino acids. The transcript has 10 exons. Lineage: Eukaryota; Fungi; Basidiomycota; Agaricomycetes; Russulales; Stereaceae.
GUUUAAUCAUGUCCAGCACCGCAGGCCUCCUUACUGAAGCACAAUCACUGUCAAAGACAGACCCAAAACGCGCCGAACAAAUUUUCAGGGAUAUUCUCAAUGCCUCAGGGAAUGACGCUGUGGCUGGUACGGACGAUGCGUCCAAGGAUCAGGCGUUGAGGAACCAGGAGACCGCGCUCGUUAAGCUAGGAGAACUUUAUAGAGAUCAGAAGAACCCACAGGGACUGGCGGAAGUCAUCACACUCUCCCGGGCCUUUAUGUCUUCCACAGCGAAGGCAAAGACAGCCAAACUCAUUCGCACUCUCCUCGACUUCUUCAAUCCUAUCCCGGACAGCCAGAACAUUCAAAUCGCCGUACUAACUGAUAAUAUCGACUGGGCCAAGCGCGAGAAGCGGAUAUUCUUGAAGCAAUCGCUGGAGACAAGACUUAUUGGAAUCCAACUCGACAUCGGUCAAUACAAGCCAGCGCUCGCACUCAUUGAUAGCCUCCUCACCGAACUCAAACGCCUCGACGACAAGAUGAUCCUUACCGAAGUCCACCUCCUCGAAUCCCGCGUCCACCGGGGAACAGGAAACUUUCCCAAAGCUAAGGCCGCCCUCACCUCCUCCCGCACCGCUGCAAACUCGAUCUACUGCCCACCCCAUCUCCAAGCCGCCCUCGACCUCCAAUCUGGAAUUCUUCACGCGGAGGACAAAGACUACACGACUGCGUACUCAUACUUCUUCGAGACAUUCGAGAACAUGAGCGCGCAAGAUGAUCCUGGAGCCCUGAACGCGUUGAAGUAUAUGUUAUUGUGUAAAGUCAUGUUGAACCUCCCAGAGGACGUGACUUCUCUACUUUCGAUCAAGCUGGCCCUGAAGUACGCACAACUUAGAGAUGUCGAGAGCAUGCGUGCGGUUGCACGGGCACACCAGAACCGUGACCUUGCAGACUUUGAAAAGGCACUCCGAGAUUACCGGGAAGAACUUUCCUCAGACCCGACCAUCCGUUCACAUCUCGCAGCGCUGUACGACACUCUUCUUGAACAGAACUUGCUCCGGAUAGUCGAGCCCUACUCAGUGGUGGAGAUUGAAUACGUGGCGCAGAGGGUCGGACAGGGCAGGCAGGAUGUCGAGGCGAAGCUGUCGCAGAUGAUCCUGGACAAAGUCUUCCACGGCGUUCUCGAUCAAGGACGGGGAUGCCUCCUAGUCUUCGAUGAAACGGAAGGCGACAACACGUACGGUGCUGCCAUUGAUACUCUAGAACAAGUAAGCAAGGUAGUGGAGUCGCUCUACGCGAAGACUGUGAAGAUAGCAUAGGUAUAGAUCUGGUGGUUGGGGAUGUAUCCUUGCCUGCGCAUUUGUGUAUUGUAUCGAUGCAAGAAAUCGAUUCAUC